CCAGUGCUAGGAGAAACAGAGAAUGGGAUUGUAGCAAGCUACGGAGCGGCUAUGUCCCAAUCAGGAUGAUAUCGCAGAGGGAAAAGGGUGAACUUGCUCGAUUCUACACCGUUACGGACCCCAGAAAGCACGAGAAAGGAUAUACAGUUUACAAAGUCACAGCAAGGAUCAUCUCCCGUAAAAACCCCGAAGACAUCCAAGAGAUCACUGUGUGGAAGAGGUACAGCGACUUCCGGAAGCUUCAUCGCGACCUCUGGCAGAUCCACAGGCACCUGUUCCUGCACUCCGACCUCUUCCCACCCUUCGCCAAGGCCAAAGUCUUCGGUCGUUUUGAUGACUCGGUGAUCGAGGAGAGGAGGCAGUGUUCAGAGGACCUGCUGCAGUUCAGUGCCAACAUCCCAGCACUAUACAGCAGCCAGCACAUCGAGGACUUCUUCAAGGACGGAGAGGUCCAGGACGGCUCGGAACUCAUCGGGCCAGCAGAGCCUUUCUCCGACUUCCUAGCUGACAGCCUAUCAGAUUGCAGCUCUGAAGUCCAGAGAGACAUCGGUGGAGUGGAUGACCUGACCGUCACCAGUCAGUCGGAGUAUGGAGGUCCGUCCAGUGAGAGCGAUCUGAUCUCCCUGCUGGUGGACGGAGACUCUCUUGCCGAGUUGGACGAUGGAAUGGCCUCAGGCGGCGAGUCACCCAAUCACACGGCAGCUCCGGCCAGUGGCCACACCCCCUCGGCCCAGCUGAGAGAGGCUCCCCCAAUCAGGAGCGAGCCUGAGGCGAGUGGGCAGGCCUCCGGGCGGACGGGCGGUCUCUUCCUGAAGAGGAGGCGGGACUAUCUGGACCGGGCGGGAGAGCUCAUCCGAUUGGCCGCUCACAAAGAGGCUCAGGGAGACGUGCAGGGUGCACUCACACACUACAGAGGAGGAGUGGACCUACUGCUGCAGGGAGUACAGGGUGAGGUGAGUCCGAGCCGCAGAGAGGCGGUGAAGAGGAAGACGGCCGAGUAUCUGAUGCGUGCUGAACAACUGACCAAUCAGCACACUCAGCUCAACCACAUCAUGGGACAGAGUUCAACGCAGAGCGCGGUGUUGGGCUCCCAGUGCUGCAGGCCCAGCUGGAGUCAGCAGACGCAGAGUGAUGACCUCAACAACUACAGAGUCCUCGGGGUCAUCGACAAGGUUCUUCUAGUGAUGGACAAGCGGACUCAGGAGACGUUCAUUUUAAAGGGUCUGAGGAAGAGUAGUGAGUGUGGGCGCGUGAGGAAGACCAUCCUGCCCCACGACGUGCCCCACAUGGUGCGGCUCAGGAAGUUCAUCGUGGCCGAGGACUCCAUCUUCCUGCUCAUGGACGCCGAGGGUGGGAAGUUGUGGUCUCACAUCAGUAAGUACCUGCGCAGCAGCAGUCCUGACGACAGCUUUGACAUCCCCUUCAUCCAGAAGUCCCACACGGCAGCCGUGCACUCCGUCGCCGUCGCACCCCCCCCGGGGCCCCUGCUGGCGGUGACCCCUGACCUGGGCAGCUCGGGGAGCGUAGACUCUGGGGGGCCCAGGGGGGCAACACCCAACACCACCACCUCCAUGCUGCUCCAGCCCCAGGGGCCCAGCCUGCUGGAGACGGCGGCCCGCGGAGGGAGCCCGAGGCUGGGGUGCGGGCGCUGCCAGGGGCCCCUGGAGGAGGAGGAGGUGCUGGGGCAGGAGGAGCGCUGCACCAACAGCUACCUGACGCUCUGCAAGGAGUACGAGCAGGACAAGGUGGAGCCCGGGGCCCUGGGCCAGGCCACGGAGGAGGCGCAGGAGGAGGAGGAGGAGGAGGAGGAGGAGGAGGGGGAGCAGGGGAAGGGCAGCGGCCACCGAGGGGUCAACGGAGGCUCCGUCACGGUCACCGUGCCGACCACGACCACGACCCCGCGCACCAAGCUGUUGCUCAGCAACGACAGCCUGUCGUCGCCCGUGGGGCAGGACGUGUGUUUCUUCGUGGACGAGAGCGUGGAGCGCUCCAGCGACGUGUUCAGCCCGGCCUCCAAACACACACACACACACACACACACACACGCGCACACACACACGCCCAUGGAGUUCUUCCGCAUCGACAGCAAGGACAGCGCCAGCGAGCUGCUGCUGCUCCACGAGCCCGGACACCACGACCUCUCCACCACCUCCGACCUAGGGUCAGAGGUCACCGAGUCGCUGCUGGACCUGGCUGAGGUGGUGGAGGUCAAGGGUCACCUGGCGGACCUGUGGCGCUUCGACAGCGACCGCGCCUCCAACGAGUCCGUGCCGGUCAUCUCCUUCACGGAGGCGGUCGGCGGGGAGGAGGCGGGACCUCCCGACCUGCUCGUCAACUUACCUGGUGUCGUGGCGACGACGACGACGUUGCCUGGCGACCCUCUGGAGGAGGAGCUGGUGGCCGCCGGCGUUGCCCUGGCGAUCGAGCCCAAGCCGUCGCCCCGGCGACUCGGCCAGCCGGACGUGCUGCUGCUGGACCACGACAUGGGCCAGGAGGCGGACCCCGAUUGGUCGCUGGAGCAGGAUGUGAUGUCGUCGUCGGCGUACUCCACCCAGAACUCCACGGGAGGCUCCUGCUGCAGCCCGCCCUCCGGAGCCAAGAUGGCCGCCGGCUCCAACCCAGUGGACAUCCCCCCCAGCAGCAGCGCUGCCACUGGCCCUCCGUCGGGCUCCAGCGACGACAUCCCCUUCGCCGACGCCAGCGAGGCCUCUGGCCGCUUCCUGCCUGGCUCUGACCAAUCGGCAUCGCGCGCGUGUGGGGCGGCGGCGGCGGCAGCGGCGGCAGCGGCGGCCAUGUUGGACCCUGGCGAUGCCCGGCGGGACUCUGACUCGGACGCGGGCACGGCGGUGUGUGUGGACGCGGGGCGUAACGUGUCGCAGCUGUUCCGUGAGCUGGACGAGCUGAGCGCGGCGGCCGCACAGGUGCGCAUACCUGAGGAGUUCGUGCGCUGCUGGGCCGUCCAGAUGGUGACCGCGCUGGACACACUCCACCUGCAGGGCCUCAUAUGCAGAGACCUGAACCCCAGCAACCUGCUGCUCAACCACACAGGUCAUAUUCAGCUGACGUUCUUCUGCAGCUGGAGUGAAGUGGAGGAGUCGUACGACCGCGAGGCCGUCGCCAACAUGUAUUGUGCUCCAGAGGUGGGCGGGAUCGGUGAGGAGACGGCGGCGUGUGAUUGGUGGAGCCUGGGGGCCAUUCUGUUUGAGCUGCUGACGGGGAAGUCGCUGCACCAGUGCCAUCCAGCAGGAAUCAGCAGACACACAUUCCUGAGCAUCCCUGAGUUUGUGUCCGAGGAGGCACGCUCUCUACUGCAGCAGCUCCUCCAGUUCAACCCAGCAGAGAGAUUGGGAGCAGGAGUGGCAGGAGCCGAAGACAUCAAAUCACACCCGUUCUUCUCCCACGUCACCUGGCCCAAAUAAUCACACACACACACACACACACACACACACACACACACACACACACACACACACACACACACACACACACACACACACACAC
Messenger RNA from Sardina pilchardus (European sardine), 3501 nucleotides. It is a transcript of the gene rps6kc1, whose product is annotated as ribosomal protein S6 kinase polypeptide 1. The record is from RefSeq and is a predicted model, not a curated record. The transcript is spliced from 16 exons. Lineage: Eukaryota; Metazoa; Chordata; Actinopteri; Clupeiformes; Clupeidae. Gene Ontology annotation, biological process: protein phosphorylation. Gene Ontology annotation, cellular component: early endosome. Bases 66 to 3419 code for a protein of 1117 amino acids. Gene Ontology annotation, molecular function: protein kinase activity; ATP binding; phosphatidylinositol binding.